Molecule: messenger RNA, 1215 nt
Organism: Gaeumannomyces tritici R3-111a-1
Lineage: Eukaryota; Fungi; Ascomycota; Sordariomycetes; Magnaporthales; Magnaporthaceae
Product: C2H2 finger domain-containing protein FlbC
Exons: 3
Coding region: 1-1215 (404 amino acids)
Cellular component (GO): nucleus
Source: RefSeq, a predicted model, not a curated record
AUGACGAUGACGUUGGACCCGAACUCGCAACGCUUCGGCUCGAUAAACUACGGCCACAUGUCUUCCUACCCACCAAGCCAGCCGCACUUCACGAACCCGUGGUCAGCACCGGGCUCGUCGGCGGUUGGCGGCCCCAACGCCGCGCACGCCAUGUAUAGCAGCUCGCAGCCCGGUCUGAACCCGAACCCGUUGAGCCUAGACACCUUGACGAAGCACCACCAACACCAGGCGGCACCGCAACAGCAGCACGUCAGCAGAACGAGCGGCGGCAGCGCGGCUUCCAUGUCUUCCUACGGCUCCGUCCCUGUGACGAGCGCAUCCGCAGGCAGCCCUCACAGUAUGGCCCACGUUGCCGCCCUUGCAGGAGGACCACAGGACUUACUCUCUUCAUCUCAAGAUCUCCUCAGCCUGGGUCGUCUGGCACCAGCAGUUAGCAACGUGCCGACCUCGGCGGGCUACGGCGAUGCCCCGUACACGUCGGCAUCCCCGAUACACUCGACCUACGCAGCAACAUCGCAGGCACCCUACGAGAGCAUGGGCCGCUACGCGCCUGCCCCGAUGCAGCAGCCCACAUUCACCCUCGCAUCCGACGCCGACAACGGCGCACGGAGGUAUUCGCAAACGAGCAUCCCUCAGGAUGACCGCACCCGGUUCGCAGAUGCGCUGGAGGCCAGCCAGGGGAUGCUUUCGAUGAGCCAGGAGACCCCGCGCAACAUCUAUGGCCCCCCAGCAGGCGGCAGGUCACGAGGCUCGGCCGACUCUUACGGAUUCCCCGCAACGCACUCGACCUCGUCUAGCGUAUCGUCCUCCAGCGGAUUCGGAUACUAUGGCGGCUCCGUCGACUCGAGCGUGAGCGACUACUCGACCGCCGGGUCCGACAUCGAGUCGGUGGCCGCCCGGACGCUUCCGCGGCCCCAGGGCCUGCUGGGCCACCAGGUUCCUCCGGCGCCGCAGUCCAUGAUGGGGCAGUUCAGCUCCAAGGUUUCGAGCAGCACCCAGAAGAAGCACAAGUGCAAGGUUUGCGACAAGCGCUUCACGCGCCCCAGCUCGCUGCAGACGCACAUGUACAGCCACACUGGCGAGAAGCCUUUCCAAUGCGAGGUAGAAGGCUGUGGCCGUCACUUCUCGGUCGUGUCCAACCUCCGGCGGCACCGAAAGGUGCACAAGGGCGACGCGCGGUCUGAGGCUGGCUCCGAGGACCACCAAUCCGACUAA